This is a messenger RNA of Cheilinus undulatus (humphead wrasse), 7803 nucleotides long. RefSeq names its product galactose-3-O-sulfotransferase 4 (gene gal3st4). NCBI's taxonomy places the organism in Eukaryota, Metazoa, Chordata, Actinopteri, Labriformes, Labridae. The coding region runs from base 202 to 1731 and encodes 509 amino acids. Gene Ontology annotation, molecular function: galactosylceramide sulfotransferase activity. Gene Ontology annotation, biological process: glycolipid biosynthetic process. The record is from RefSeq and is a predicted model, not a curated record. Gene Ontology annotation, cellular component: membrane. The transcript has 4 exons.
UUCCGUUAAAGACUCGGGUCUGGACUACAGGACCCUCCGAACCCUCUCUGCGGCUCCGUGUGGGUCCGCGGGCCAGCUCUGGGUCCGGGUCCACGGCCUGGUCUAAUCCGGAUCCUGAAAAAUCCUCCGAGAUGCUCCGAGCUGUCUGCAGCUGCACCCAAACACCGAGAGCAACACGGAGACCGGCCCCGGGACUCAGAGAUGCUGCUUUUCAGACGGAGAGCCAGGAUGCUGCGAUGGCUGGUGUGUGGUCGGCUGGGUCCGGUCUGGAUGUGGAAAGCUCUGCUGCUCUUCGUGGCCAUCGCCUUCGCUGGCCAGCUGCUGGGGGUCAUCUUCAACAAGAGCAGCGUCCAGCCUGCUGCUCGCUCCAUCUUCUCGUCCCCUGAUGCUCAGGGCCCUUCCUUGGGCUCCUGUCAGCCCCACACCCACAUCAUGUUCCUGAAGACCCACAAGACGGCCAGCAGCACUGUACUCAACAUGCUGUACCGCUUCGGAGAGGAGCGAGACCUCCGCUUUGCCCUGCCACUGGGCUACCAGCUGGGAUACCCGCUGCCCUUCAACGCUCACCGGGUGAAAGGAUAUAGAGGGCCCCGGGUCAUUGAGUUCAACAUCAUGGGCAACCACAUGAGGUUCAAUAAGCCUGAGGUGGAGAAGGUGAUGCCAGCAGACACGUUCUACUUCUCCAUCAUCAGGGACCCCGUAGCCCUCACCGAGUCGUCAUUUGCCUACUACAAAGAGGUGGCGCCAGCCUUCAGGAAAGCCAAAGGUCUGGGCGACUUCGCGGACGACCCUAGGAAAUACUAUGACCCCCGUCUCCGUAACAACCACUACGCCCGUAACCUGCUGUGGUUCGACUUCGGCCUCGACCACAACGCCAACUUCUCUGAGGCUUUGGCCCAGCGAGGGAAAUCCAUGAUCCGUCGCGCCUUCAAGCUCAUCCUGAUCUCUGAGUACUUCGACCAGUCCAUGAUCCUGCUCAGGCAUGCGCUCUGCUGGCCGCUGGACGCCGUUGUCUCUUUCAGCCUGAACGCACGGCAGCAGAAGCCCAGCAGCACUGGGGGCAUUGGGGGAAGCUGGGUGGGUAAGGCGGCAGCAGCUGCAGGCGUUGGUGGGAGAGGAGGGCGUUUACAGGCAAAGGCUGCUCCAAACCUGUCUCUGACGGACGACCAGCGGGAGAAACUGCGCCAAUGGAAUGCCUUAGACUGGUACCUCUACAAAACCUUCAAUAAGACCUUCUGGGACGAGAUCAACAAGUUCGGACACACUAACAUGGAACAGGAAGUGGCUCUACUGCGUAUGCGGCGAGAUGAGCUGGCCCGGGUUUGUCUCAGGGAUGGAGGGAAGCCCGUGGAGGCUCAGAGGAUUCGGGACCGAAACAUCCGACCGUUCCAGAGCGGCCUAGUGAAGAUCCUAGGCUAUGAGCUGCAGCCGGGCCUCGACAACGCCACCAGGAUGGCGUGCUUGAGGAUGAUCCGCCCUGAGAUCCAAUACAAAGAUGUGCUGGAUAAUAAACAAUUCCCCCGGGCAGCCCCGGCAGCCCCCCCUCAGGCUGGGCAGCAGGGCGGGGCCCCCGCUGCGGGGCCCUUUUUAAGAGGGGACUCGUCCAGGACAGCAGAGAGGGCAGGGGAGGCAGUGGGGAGGACAGUGGGGGACGGGGGGAGGGACUGGGAUGGGAGCCGAUUAAGAAGAAGUAACCAGACGCUGACAGAAGGAAAAGGACGGCUCAGAUAGUCCGCUGAGUUAAAAAAAAAUAAAUAAAUAAAAAAAGGGACGCACAGCGCCGAACUCUGACCUGACCAGUUUAUACCAGAGAAAGGCCCGCCCUUUGCUCUUCUUCUUCUUCUCUGCUUGUUUUCUUACUGACAGACGCUGCUGCUCUCAGUGUGGCUGUGUGGAUGUGACCUUUGACCUCUGCAGCUGAACCACAUCGUGUGUUAGUCCAGUCUCGGCAGGAAGUGAGUGGAGAUGAGCCUGCAGGUCCCGCUGCUGUUCAUCCAUGGUCACGUUAGCACACACACAAUGAGCUUUAUUUAUCACAUGGUGGUUCUAGACGCCAGGAGUCUAAGAGCAUGCUCUUAAAGGUACAUACGUCCUGAUUUUACCUCUCAUGGGUUACCAAACAGCUCUGAGGAAGGGACCGCCAUGAUGGAUUUAUACCCAUAUCUGAUAGAUUCAUAGGCUCAGUCCAAGGUUAAUAGUUAAAGCUGAUAUUGGCCCAUGUCUUUAACUGAGAUCUUUUGCUCCUUUUCUGCAGACAUGGUAACUGGUGAGAGGUAAAAAUGCCUUCAUGAAGUCUUUGAAAAUUUGUUUGCUGUUGAUGGUUUGUUGAAGCACUGAAGGACGGUGCUCAUUAAGUGACAAAACUAAUCAGGAUUGAGUUUCUCUCUGAGCCGAAAACAGAACCUUAGACCUCGUCUUAAUAAUACAGCAGGAGAUCUGAGAUCAGCCUUUAUCAGAGUUUUCUUUAUCAGUGGGGAAGCAUCCGUCGGAGAGGGAGCUGCAUGGACCUGUCUAUCUACGAGGUUCAUAUCCGCGCGGGCUGAUUCAUUUUAAAGCCACACUCCAUCAUCUAUUUCAUAAUGCUGCAAACACUCCCUCAACUCCUCACUGUUAUCAGCUCAGUAUUAAAGUUUGAAAAGUGAGUCAGCCGCUGUUUGAAGGUUUCAGGAGAUUUUAUGAAGUAAAACCACAAAACAAGCAAACAAUCACAGCAGAUAUGAUGGCUUAUUAAUGCAUAGAGAAGCAGCUAAUAUGAUCACUUAUGAACAAUAAAUGCAGAACUAUAACCCCUACAUAUGCGAUCUGUUUCGGUCAUUCAGAUACCAAGUGGUAAUCCUGGAAACUUAAAUUGAGUCAUUUCAGUUUGACAAUUAGAACACAGAUACAGCAAAAAUAUCUUGCUGUUUGUUGACUGGCCUUUGUUAGCAAUGUUUGGAAAAGUUGGUGGAACAGUUUCACCCACUUUCAAAAAAGUUGCCAACUAUGGCCCAUUUUUUUGACAAAAUUGGAGGUGAAAAAGCCCCCAACAUCCCCAGCUUCACCAACAUUCUAUACUCUGCCUUUGAUGAUAUCGGUCUUUAAUAGCUUUAGAUGGUUGGAAUCAUGCUUUGAAGCCUAUGAAACAUGAAAUCCUUGCCUUUUAAGAUGGCGUCAUCAAAAGUUGCUAAUUAUGGCUUGUAACUUAAAAAUUCCAAGUUGCCAGUCACAUAUUUCAUCACAAAUGUGCCCUGAACUCAGUAGCCAGAGUGACCAACUGGUAGCAACUGGAACAUCCAACUCGGAUACUCUGACAUCCAAUUUUCAAGGUAAAUGGAAGGCGAUAUAAUAUUUGGCAUAAAAGGAGGGGGAAAACCCCCAACAUUCACAGCUAACAGACUUACAAAUGUGGUGCCAUUCUUAGAGCCUAUGAAACAUUCCAUCCUUGCCUUUGAGGAUGUCAUGAAAAAGUUGCCAGCUAUGGCCUAAUAAUUAGUAAAAAUGGGGGGAAAAGCACCCUACAUGCACAGCUUCACCAACAAUCUGUCCUCUUCCUUUGAUGAUGUCAUCCUUUACAGCCUAUGAAACAUUCCAGCCUUGCCUUUGAAGAUGAUCUCAUCAGAAGUUGCCAACUAUGGCCAAAUAUUUGGCAAAAAGGCAGGGAAAAAGCCUCCAACAUCCCCAGCUUCACCAACAUUCCAUCAUUUGCCUUUGAAGAUGAUGUCAUUCUUUAAAGUCUUCAUUUUGAAAAUUCUAUACUGCAAAUUACAGAUAGGGCUUGUUCCACGUUCCACGGGAUCAGCACAAAUUACCAGAGGUCCAUGGGUGAUACCUAUCCUGUGCAAAUAGGGCCUUUUUUCACUAAAUAACACUAUAGAUGCAGAAACUAUUGAAUAUGCAGGUGCAGUGAACCUAUUAUUCAUUCACCUUUAGAAAUAAAGUCUUGUACCUUUGAGUUUUCUCUCAAAUUUCUAAGGAUAGCAUAUUGUACAUAGGCACUAGCCUCUUAGUUUGUGGCUACAACAGUGUACAAAUAAAUUCAGAAAACUUCAUCGCUCUAUCAUUAUUAGAACAUACACUAAAUAUACCAACAAUCUUUUUCUUGUUGGUGACUGUCCUUUGUUGACAACUGGGAUCAACUGUUUUUAAAAAAUGGAGGGACAAAGGCCUUAGCUUCACAAACAUUUCGUCCUCUGCCUUUGAUGAUGCCAUCCUUUGAAGCAUCUAAGGCUUGAGAAAGAUGAUGCCAUCAAAGCUCACAAAACAUUCCUUCCUCUCAUGGUCAGAAAGCCACAGGGAUGAUGUUUGGGCUCAUGUUAGAGUCAGAGGAGGGACAGAGCAUUCUGGUCAGCCUUGAAGACAGAUUGUUAAAGCAGAGGAUGGACGUAUGGACUAAAAUUACAUCUCUUAUUGGUAUCUGAAUGACCAAAACCCUGAUAAUCGGCCACCCUUACGAGUCCUUUCACUUGUUGUAAAAAGGAUUUUCAGCCACCAAACACAGACUGUCUCUACAUCUGUCAGCGGUGUGUCAACAUCAGACAACUCUAGAAUAGUUUCACCCUGUUGCAGAUGUCCAACUGGUUUUUCUUGAAGCUCAUUUUUUCUCUGAGCUUCACUGCUGAAGGUUUUUACAACAAAGAGAAAGACUGAUUUUAUCUGGUUGAGGCUGCAAACAGAGACCAGCUCUGUUUGCAGCAAACAACAAAUGACUGUGAUAACGCACUCAGACAUGACCCUUUUCUUUAUAACGGCUGUUUUUAUAGUCUGAUGUUUUUAAUCUUCUACUUUAGCCACUUGGUGGUGUUAAUACAUCUUACUGAAGCUGCAGGCCAGGUUUCAGCGGUGAAAUAUGUGAAAUAUGAUCUUAGAUGUUACAGAACCAGAACUUGAAACAUUAUUCAAAUCACCGAGCAACGCCAUUGGACCAUUUUCCUGCCUGUUAAACAUUUAAAGUCUUGAUCAGUGCUGCCAUAAUGCUAAUAUCUGGAUGUAAACAAGCACAGUGAAUGACAGCAUCAAUAGCACCAAUAGGAUUCAGCAGCAUUGCUUGUUAUUCGAUCUAGAAAAAGUGGAUAAAGUUGUACCUUGGCCGUGUCAUCCUGAAUUUGCCUAUAAACCCUGAGUAAUCACGAAAGCACAGGUAGGCAGGUUAAAAAGUCUAGUUUUUUACAGUGUUUGGAGCGUUUUCUUUAGACUAAAUGCCCUUAAAAUUCCCAUUCAACCAGAUUUAAAUCACUCUCUUAAGACCAUCCGUAGUUUGCUAUACUCUUAGAGGAGCAGUGAGCAGAUACCUGAGCCCCGUCCAGGUCUACCUCAGCCCCUGCGUGCUGUGAUACUCGGUAUAAAAGAGCCACUCGCCAUCUCCAGGUUCAGGUGGAGAACAAAGCUUGGCAAAGCAGUGCUCGGCAUGUUGAAGAGCUCUCAUUGUGUCUGAACAACGUUGAACUUUUGACUGACUGAAGCUGGGAGUCUCAGACAAAGCGUUUCUCUGACGAAGCGACGGCGUGAAUAGUGUCUCCUUACAGCAGGCGGCCUGGCGGGGACGAUCGGGUGUACGGCUUUAUGUUGGGAUGGCUGCUUCCUCUGUUUCCUCCCAUGAAAGAGAGAUUGUUCAUCAGCAGGCAGAGACGGCGAGCCGGAGAGAGAGAAAUAAAGAUUUCAAACAUAUCUGCCAAAUCAUACCUCAAACAUAUGAAAUGUCAGUGCAUAGUCGACUCAGUACAACAAAACAACAACAAAUAUCUCUGGAAUCUUUGUGUUGACUCUAAAUGUCCCUUUAGAGCCACCAUAGCUUCACAAAUGUCCCAGAACAAGUGUUUAAAACUGAACCAUUCACGCUCUCACUGAUGAACCAUCAGUCAUGAAGAUUGAUUUGAUGCCUUACAGGACACAGAUGGCUUUAAAUCCACAGAUUAUUCCUAAUGUUACUGUACAUACUGUAUUUAUCAGACACUCAUCUUCAUGUUAAACACUACUCUGAUUAUGGCCGGUCCAUAAUUCAUCAAUGAUUCAGUGUUUUUUUUCUGCAUUUAAGGAUAUUUUUUUUUAACUUAAAACGAUCAAAACAAGCUCAUGGAGACAUUAAGAAAACAUAUCUGAUCAAUAAUUCUUCAUAUUGACCAUUAAUCUGAUUAUUAAAUAUGAGAUAUGAUACUGAUUUCAUCAGGUGGCUGUAUCACUCAUAAGCAUCCAUGUAUUAUGAGAUAAAAAGUAUAUUUAAAAGAGAUGAGAGGAUUACCGUAAAAUCUGGUAUAUAGGUGGCACUAGUAUGUAUUUUCCUAUUAGGAACAAGAACAGAGAGAGAUGACCAGGUACCAGGAGUGUCUUAAUGAUAGUCAUAAUUCGAUAUUUUUCAAAAUCAUUCAGUCCUUUUGUCAAUACAAAGCACCACACUUCUGUUCCUCCCCUUUCAAAAUGAAAGCCCUAAAUGUCCAAUUUCUUUACAAGGGGAAACUAAAUAUUACUGAGCAGAAAAAUGAAUAUAUAAAAGAUACAGCAUGGACAGUGAACAUAGCAUUCACUUAAAAGUGUGUCUUAUACACCUGAUUUUACAGUACUUCCUGACCAUCCAUGUGGUUUUGUCUCUAAAAUUAUGAUAUAAAUAUCUCUAUAAAUCAUUUCAUGGAACAUUUCCUGAUGUCUCCUGAGUCAAAUAUUUAAGUGAAAAUGUGGCGUUUAGAACACUUUCUUGACUUAUUGACCUGUUUCACAGCAGAAACAUGCACAUGCUCUUUAAAUGUGAAUAACAGUCCUCUGUUUAUUCUUGAAUGCAUCGGGGUGAACUGUUGUCUAAACAUGAUGCGUUCAGUGUCUAAACAUCCUGUACGAGUCGUUCUCUGGUACUUUUAUUUUUAGAUGUACAUAUGCUCACAGACAUGUUCUUCUACUUCACAUGUGAACAAACUUAACCGUACUUUAUUUUGUAACCUUUAAAAUGCUGGAAUGCUUGGACUUUCAUUGAAUUCAAAGGUACAACUCUGAACCAUAAAGGUCUAUUUGAUAUCAGUAAUACCUUUAAUUAAGUCAACAUUUAAGUUUAACAGAUGGUAAAAUAACUCCAGAAAGGACCAUGGAAAGGAUCAGUAUUUUUUCCACAUCAUCAUUAAAACAUUUCUUAUGUUGACUCUCAUGAAUAUGAGGCCUUUAUUAGAUCUUACUAUGAAUUUAAACAGUAUGAAGUUCUUGUAUUUAAAGACCCAGAACAGUGAAGUAUAUUCCAGAUGUAUUACUAUGUUUAUGAUGUGGUUUAACCUCCUGAGACCCUGAGAUAGUUAUCUAGAACGUCCACUGAGGUUUUAAUAAUUCCCUGAAAUGUUGGGAGUAUUUGUCGAACAUUUUCUGAAUUUUUCAUGGAAAUUUGGAGGUCUGUUUGAAUAUUUUGUUAUUGUAUAAUUGAGUUUCAUCGAACAUUUUGGGGAAAAUUUAGAUUGGAAUUUUUUCUUUUCUUUUCUUUUUGCAUUUUCAUGGGAAUUUUGGCUUUGGGAGGGGGGCUUUGAAAUUUUUUGCAUUUAAUGGAAAUUUGGGAAAUUUAUUUGUAAAUUUUUAGGACUUCAGCGCCUUGAAAUUUUUAUGGUUUUUCAUGGAAGUUUCAGGGAAUUUUAUUUUUAUGUUUGUGGAAAUUUUCCGUCAUAUUCAUGAAAUUUUGUGUCAUGUAAUUUUAGUUUUUGGGGAAUUUGAUAAGAUAUUUUAGGGAGAAUUCACUUUUGAAAUUUUUGUUAAUUUUUUUUUUUUUUUUUAGAUUGGGUGAACUAAGCUUUAAAAUAUUAUUAUAUGUUCAUGGAAAUUUUGGAAAUUUCUUAGUAAAUUUUUGGGAAAUGUAUUAGGAAU